AUGUGCAAGCACACCUACCACCACUAUCCCAGCUGCGGCCACAUCUCCAACUGGAGCAUAACCAGCUGCAAAGAGUAUUCGAACAAACUGCGGCUGGCCGGCCCAAAGUUGAUAUCCGCAUGCGAGGCCAUCGACAUCUCGCACGAGUUCCUUCUCUCCACGCAGCCGAGCAUGUGCGUACAAUGUGAGUCUGAGUGGGCAGCCAGCGUUUCAUCUGGUGAGGCCCCAUCAAUGCCCUACCAGGGAAUCGAGAGCGCCGAUGCUACAGCGCACAUUGUCGAUAUUACUGCGCGAAUGGUGAGUAUCUCUGUAUCUGAAUAUUAUACUGCCAACGGGGACUCGGGGAGUGCUGGCCACAGCGAUAAUGGUCAGGGCUUCUUGAGUGCUGCUGGCAGCGGCGGGGAUUUGGGGAAUACCGAUCACAGCGAUAAUGAUUGGGUUUUCUCAGAUGCUGUCGGAUUUACUGAUGCGGACACAAUUGCUGACCACAGUGACGAUGGGCAGAUUUUCUCGUGUGCUGCUGAUGGUUCGGAUUUAUUUUCGGGCAAAUGUGCUGGACUGAGGUUCAUGUUAGCGGACACUACCGGUGAGAUGCCAUCUCCCAACCUUGAACAUGGACAAGACAGCGACUGUAGUAACUACGACUACGAGGAAGUCGAUAUUUGGAUAGAUUCGCCGGCCGACGAGUCUGUAUACGGAACUCCAAAGAGCCCCUUGUACCCCGAAUUCAUCUACACGCCCAUUCCCCACGAGCCUCUCACCGAAGAAGAAUGGGACGAGCUCAACAGCGAAACGUUCGGCAUCACAGACGGCAGCAUCCUCGCCGAAAUAGACCCCGACUCCCUAGGAGAAAUUCCAAAUUCACACGAUAAGUGCCACGAAGAAUCCCCCAAACAAACUAGCAUCCUCCCAGACCUCGACCUCUUGCUAAUCCAGCAGUGCAUCGAAGCAACCAUCCGCAAACGCAUCGAAGAAAACGCCCAAAAGCAAUCACGCCAACAAACAAGUUCAGACCUCCUCACCACCGCCCUCCUCCAGAAGGACGAAUCGGACCGCCGCGCCCGCAACGCAGCAAACGGCAUCGAAGACGACAUAACCCUAUGGGCCACAGAAUCCCUAGACACCCUUUUCACCGCAGCCCCAACCCACAAAAACACAAGCACCACCGUUUCCCCCCGCACAAAGCCCACCCCAAAACAAAAGUCUAAAACAAGACCCCCCUCUCCCCUCCCAGGCCCCCAGCCCGUAAUGCACACCUACCACGGCAGCGUCUUUGCAGCCUCCAAGCAGCACGCACAAGAAAUGGGCCUCUCCGUAAUCAGCCCACAUAAGCACCAGCAAAGCGAAUGGACGGGGUUCAUGCGUGCGUUCUGCGCCGCCGACGCCGCCAGAAUGGGCCUGUUUGACGCCGUGCAUGUGCGCGGCUGCUGCGCCGCCCGGCCUGCAGACCAGCACCUGUACUACGGGGCCCUGGAUGCAGGUAGUGAGUCGGAAGCCGAGGCGCGCGGCCUAGCGGAUAUCCAGCGUGCUGGGCGCGGGCGCUUCCACGGGACUCGUUGGGCGGAGAGCGAGGCGCAGGCGUCUGCGUUGGGACUUGAUGAGCCGCGCCAUGUCUGGGGCUGUUGUUUGCAGGGGCGGUUUGAGGUGCCGCCUGCUGUGAGGCAUUGUUAUCUUGGGCGUAUGACGGGAGAUUCUUUGGGGGAUGUUAUGGAUAGGGGGUUGAGGGAGCCGCAGGUGGGUGGGGAGGAUGGGCUGUUUUAUGGGUUUGUGGAGGCUACGUGUGAGUUUGAGGCUUGGGGGAUGGGGUUGAGGGAGAUUGAGCAUGCUGGGUUUUGUUUUGAGGAGGGUGAUGAUGAGGAGGAGGAGGAGGAGGAGGAGGAGGAGGAGGAGGAGGAAGAGCAGGCAGUGGGAGUGGACAUGUUGAUCCCUGAUGUGCAGGUUACUUUUCAUGGGUUUAUGUACGGGUUAUCGGAACAGGAGGUUGUUGAUCGGGGAUUGAAAAAUGCUCUGCUUGUUCCUGGUUAUUCGGUCAAAUAUUUUGGGAGUCUUCAGGCGGGAAGUGAAGAAGAAGCUCGGACUAUGGGGCUUAUUGACCCAUCGCGUAUGAAGUGGAGUGGAGAUACGUGA
Messenger RNA from Penicillium soppii, 2127 nucleotides. RefSeq lists its product as uncharacterized. The record is from RefSeq and is a predicted model, not a curated record. The transcript has a single exon. NCBI's taxonomy places the organism in Eukaryota, Fungi, Ascomycota, Eurotiomycetes, Eurotiales, Aspergillaceae. The coding region runs from base 1 to 2127 and encodes 708 amino acids.